GUACUUCAUACUCAUUCCAAUACUCGCUGAGAGCACUACUAGCUCUGCUCAGCCACCCGCUGCUAGUACUACUCUUGUGAACUUUGGCUGUUUUACCAGUCGUGUGUAUUUGAACUCAAGAUGGCUUGUGAAUUGGAGCCGCUGUCCCGCACCUACCAGUACCGCAAGGUGAUGAAGCCCAUGCUGGAACGCAAGCGGAGGGCCCGCAUCAACAAGUGCCUCGACGAACUCAAGGACCUGAUGGUGACAGCACUUCAGGCGGAGGGCGAGUCCAUCGCCAAGCUGGAGAAGGCCGAUGUGUUGGAGCUCACUGUCACUCACCUCAAAAAACUCCAGCGUCGUAACCAGCUUGCAGUGAGACCCAUCCCUACAGAUCAAGACAAGUUCCGUGAAGGCUAUAGCCACUGUGCCUCCGAGGUGUCCCGCUGCCUGGCCUCUGUGCAGGGCGUCGACGUCACCCUCGGUACCAAGCUCAUGACCCACUUGGGCAUCUCCCUUACCAACUACGAGAAGAGAGCCCCCCUCACCAUACUUGUGCCUCAGGCAGAGCCCUCACCCGCUCUCUCAUCAGCAUCCAGUGGCUACUCUUCAGCCUCCGAGCUCUCUCCCACGCCAUCCACCUCCAGCAGGAACAGCAGUUCCCCCGCUUGCAGCACCGCCAGCAGCAGCAGCAGCCCAUCACCCCGCCCUCAGGGGCUCCUCACCAUCGCCGCGCCCUCUGGUCCCAUGUGGCGUCCUUGGUAACCAUUCAACGCUCUCUUCAACCCUGAAGCCGCUACCUCAACCAAUCGUUCGUCAGCAACCUGUUGAAGUUACCCAAUCAACGAUACCGAUGAUGCUGUCAUCACAAGAGAACGACCAAUGAGGAGCGCGCCUUCUUGCAUUCUGUGAUAGCCCCGCCCCCGGGAUCUGCUGUGAUAGGCCGCCACGCGGAGUGAUACCUACUGUGAUACGCACCACUCACUUCAUCAACCUCCAUCACUCAUCACUCAACACAAAAUCAUCAAAUAUUUAAUAAAUAAAACAAUAUUUUAAUUUA
Messenger RNA from Homarus americanus (American lobster), 1039 nucleotides. Its product is annotated as enhancer of split mbeta protein-like. The coding region runs from base 121 to 744 and encodes 207 amino acids. Gene Ontology annotation, biological process: regulation of transcription by RNA polymerase II; anterior/posterior pattern specification; regulation of neurogenesis. The record is from RefSeq and is a predicted model, not a curated record. Gene Ontology annotation, cellular component: nucleus. Gene Ontology annotation, molecular function: RNA polymerase II cis-regulatory region sequence-specific DNA binding; DNA-binding transcription factor activity, RNA polymerase II-specific; protein dimerization activity. The transcript has a single exon. Lineage: Eukaryota; Metazoa; Arthropoda; Malacostraca; Decapoda; Nephropidae.